UAAAAAACGCUAUCACGGUCAAAUGUGUUCCAGCAGUUUCUGCUCGAGGCGCACGCCAGUCUCGCAGCGCGCGCGCGCCAGUCGCCGCGGCAUCCCGCUGCGGCGGCGCCCACCCACGAUCGGCCCCAUCCCGGCAGGCCCGCGGCAGCCCCCCGGCUGGCAUCGUCGCAGCACCCGGCGUGCCGAAGCACAGGCAGCUCCUCGAGAGGCGCCCACGGGGCAGAGCCCCCGCCCCGGCCCGCGCGCCGCAGAUGCACGGCGCCCCGAGGCAGCGGCGGCGGCGCGGCGGGCCCGACGGCGAGCCAGCGCCCGACCUGCCGCCGUGCGAUGCUCGCGCGGGCCGAGGCGAGCGAGCUCUGCCACCGCCGCCUCGGGAGCAGAGGCCUGUCGCGCGGCGCCGCCGACGGCUCCCCGAGGGGCCUGUCUGCGAGUCGGCGGCCCGCUCGCCGCCCAGCGUCGAGGAGGUUCGUGAGGGCCGCGCCGAGGACAGGUCGCGCGGCAGCUUUCGAGGAUAUGAUUCCGCACUCGAAGACGAUUUCAACGACGACGUCGCUGCCCCCGACUACCAGGAAGAGGCUCAGGCUGAGGAAGAUCACGACAUGGAGCUCGACACAGGCAACACCCACACUGACGAGCUGAGCUCCAUGAUGGAGCGGAUCUCGCUGUCGCCAUUGGAGGUGGAGACUUGCUUUUCGAAGGGAGAGAAGCCCAUCAUGGGAGGUUUUCAGAAUUUCUAUCAGAGCUUCAGUUCUGAAGAGUGGAGCUAUAGAGCCGAGAAUGUAGCAACUUUGAUCAUGAAAUCGCUCGCUGGGUUCGCUGGGAUCCCGGUUGCGCAGCAGUUCCUAGGCGCCUUUACAUCCGCCGUGACGGCGGAAGUCAUCACUUUCUCUUCUAAACGACAGAACGACAAGCGCGUGAAAGAGCAAGGAUAUUUUGAUAAAAGCAGCGGCCUGUUCGCCAUGUGCAGGAUGCAGUACUUGCGUGAGGACACUCAGAAGAAGCGCGCCUUCUGCAGCGGCACAACGAAUUCCCAGUGCCUGCACGUCGAAAUGAAAUGUGGAAUAGCAGAAAACGAUUUGGCCAAGGAGAUAUGCCAGGAGAUCGUAAACAAGAGAAUGGACGUGACUGACCUGGCGGUGUUCCAGGCAUGGACAUUGAGGGACACCGAGACAGCAGAUCAGAACAACAAGAGCUAUUAUUGGCGGCCGCGAAAGUGGAAUAUGCCAUUGAAGAGUUCCCAGGCGCAAGAUGUAAUUGUUCGACUGGAAAGUUGGCCGUCGCCCAAAAUACUGAGAUCUUUGUUUUCGAAUAGAUGCAGUCCCCGCCGAUGUGGAGUCUUUGUGAUCCAACCAUCAUGCGAUCUCACGCAGGAUGGCUUUGAACAACGAUUUCGGAAUCUUUUGCCUGGCGUGCCGACUGACCUGCUCGGAGUUCCUGGCGGCGUUCGCUGGGCAGAGCUGCCUUCUCUCACAGAUCUCAGGAAUGUUCUGCUUGACCACAAGCCGAGGAUUGUAUUCGUUCAUGUUCCGGAUGCAUCAAGAGUCCAGUCCGUCUGGAAAAUGGGAGUUCGACAUGCGUGCGAGAUCGUCAUGAAGGAGAUGCGCUUAGUAGAGCGCGAGAAUUGGCUGGGAUGCUGUACGAACGGCGAGGAUAUCGACGAGAGCAGCGCUGGGGACAUGAUAACCAGCGCAGAGAAUUUCUCUUUCAUUGCUUGCAAGUUGGUGCCGCACGGGGAUGAGCACACUCAUUUCGCUGAGGAGUUUCUGAGAAGGUUUAUAAAUGCCGCGAACUUCUUCCUUAGCCCUGACCGUGGCCAUCUACAAGCGAACGACCACGCCGGCAGAUUCCGUGAGAUUUUCAAGGAUCUGCAAGGAUGGCCCGACAUCCGAGACCGAGAGUUAUUUCUUUGUCCUCCUUUCCAGAAGUCGAGACCAGGGCUGCAAGUGGUACAACAAAAGCCACGUUAUCUCAUUUAUUAUUGAACUUGACUUCCCGGGCAUACAGGAGCCAGAGGCGCUGGCCGCCGCCAGGCUCCGCUUGGAGGCGAAACUGAAAACUCGUCUGCCUCUGGGAAGCGCAUCGGUCAUACAGGGCUGCCAUAUCAAGUUCACAAAGCCCGGGGUCCCCCCGAGGAAGUCCUGUCCGCGCCACGUACUCGAGAAGAUCGAGGACACGGUCAGAUCGUGGCUGGACCUCGACCUGCAGCAGAGCUUCGUGUGCAUGAGGGGCUGGGGCUCGCUGCUCAUGGCAAUGUCGUCGUCGGCCGUGAAGAACCUCCAGGACAAACUGGCAGCAGGGGCGGCCCUGAGGCUCCAGCUGCCGACGGAGGCGGGAGCGCUCGAGGAGGCCACAGUCAGCCACGUGCUGCCGGGGCCGCAGUGGUUCCUGCACGUCUCGCUCCCGACCACCCAGGAGAGGCGGCUGCUCGCCCUCGUCUUCGCGGAGCUGCUGGCCGCUGGAUUGCGGCUGGCACCAGCUGCGACUCGAGACGGCCCCGGCGUGCAGCGUCCAGUUCUCGACCCAGAGGAGGGCGUGCCAGUGCACGGGCAGCCUCUGGAGUUCGGCGGCGACCUGCACUUCCUCCCUCGCGCUCUCGAGGACAGGUCGCGGGGCUGCUUCCGCGGCUUCGCUUCCGUGCUCCACGACGAGGGGCUGGAGGGCGACAUCGUGGUCUCUCCCGAGCAGGGGCCGCUGCAGCCGCCGCCCCCGCAGACCUCGCAGCUGCCCGUGCCGCCGCCCAGCCAGGGUGACGUGCCCGACCUCCUGGAGCGGUCGCGCAGCAGGGAGCAGCGGCCGGCCCCCGCCGCGGGCGGCCCGGCGCGCCGCGUCCAAACGCUCAGGAUUGCAGAUCAUCUGGGCGGGGCGGCGGCCGCGGCCGCCGCGGCGCGCCCCGAGCCGCAGCGGGCGCCCGGGCCUCUCGGGCCGGCGCUCCUCGAGGUGCGGCUCCCCCAGGCCGAGGUCGCGGCGCUGCGGGGGGAGCACCAGCGAGCCCACGCGGAGAGGCUGGAGAGGUGGGGCGAGCUGAACCGCAGCCACCCCAUCCCAGAGUACCUGCGGCCCUUCGUGACCCCCGUGCUCAAGAGCGCCGAGGAGGACGUACAGCAGGUGGACCGGUUCGUGAACGUCGGCGUUCUCGGGAGUGCUGGGACUGGCAGAACGUCCUUGAUCGAGCGCCUUCUGGAGGCUGGAGCCUCUCCGGACCUUGAGUCGUUUCAGCGAGUGAAAGGCGGAACUUGUGCUUCUGGAGCUCCAAAACGAUACCAGAUUCACCACAGUGCUACUACUCAUUCGAUCUGGGAUCUACCGAACGCGUCCCCCACCCAGAGGUACUUACGCGACAUGGGUCUAUUGCAUUUCGACAUCAUCCUCGUGACCACAAAUGGCCAUAUGACCGACGACGAUGAGAACCUCUUCCAGGUCAUCAAGCUCGCACAGAUCCGGACAUGGCUGAUCCGCACGAUGAUCGACGUAGACGUGGAAACCGGCCAAAACGUAUAUGACCCUUCCAUGCCGGAGACGCUCAUGAUCGUAAGGGAGACACUCGUGAAGCAGCUGAAUGAGCCAGACCCCAUGAAGAUCCACCUAGUGACUACCCAGAAGCAGCACUGGGAAUCGGGCUGGUUCACCCGCGGGUUCGGCGACGUUCGCGGGUUGUAUAAGCAGCUGAGCGUUCACAUGGCCGAUUGCGGCUGCAUCUCAUGGGACCCAUGGGUUGCAAUAUUCGGUCUUGAGGCCCAACGACAUCAGUACGAGGACCAUCGCGGACGGAGGCUCAGCGUCGCCACCUACAAGGAUGCGAUUAGGGCGCUCGCCAAGGGUGGGCACGUGGAGAGAGCUCUCUGGAUGUUCGUGUACAUGGACAGCCAGGGCAUCACGCCCGAUGCGGGGACCUACGGCGCGCUGAUCUCAGCGCUGGCAAUGGACCGCACGGCGGGCGUUGUUCUAAAGCGCUUCGCCAGGAUGCGGGACGGCGAGAAGUGUCAGCUCCUGGAGAAGACCCUCAACGACUUCGAGUCCAUGGUUGAGAGAGGGUCCGCCCCCGAGCCUGGCACCGUUGCCCUGGUCGUCAGCAUGUGCAGGCAGGAGGAGCGGCCCGCCGACGCCCUCCGCGUGCUCGAGGCCGCCAUCCGAGGCGGCCUGCUGCUCGACACCGGCCUGCGCGCGACGGUGGCGGGCAUCCUCGGGGAAGAUCGGCCGUCGGCCGAGCACUCGUUGGCGGAGGCGUGUGAUGAUUCGAAUAUCUCGCACUCUUCAGCCGGCCACCGCGCGGCGAUGGCUGGUCCGUAGGAUUGGUCAAGGGCCCUAGCCAGGGCCAAACGGCAGGCUGCCCCACGGGUCCGCACCCCAAGGCUCGAAGGGCGGCAUGCCACGAGUGGCGCCGAGUGCUGCUGCAGGCAGCUCAUGCCGUGCGGGUGUUCCGAUAUCAGCAGCCGUUGCUGAUCCUCUGGAUGUGGGAUGUGGCGACAAAACAUGUUGCUGCGCCCAGUGAGCGCAACUGUUGCGCAGGCCAUCUGCCGCAAACGAAUUCGCUAUCGCCAGCAGGUUGCAUAACGGUGUGGCAGUCUUUCGUCGCCAGAGAUGUCUGUGCCUUCUACCUCUUACUGCUCAUGAUGAUCGCUUCACUUCCCUGCAUUGCAUUGCACGAGUCAGUCGCGCAACCUAUAAGAGUAGCCGCCCAGGCCAUCGCGCUGCCUUUGCUUUUUACAGCCUCGUCGCUCGCAAGUGCGCGAGGGUCGAGCACUCGGCAACCCUGCCUCGAUCCUCGCAGUGCUCUGCCAUGAAUUCGUGCUCUUCUCACGCUCCUUCCUGCCUGCCUCACGCCCUGCUCCUGCACGACGCUCGGCCGCCGGCGCCGUGCUCUGCCCAACCUUCGCACAGCACCGUCGCCCGCCGCCCUGCCUUCAGGGCAGGCGGCCCGGUGCUCGCAUCUUUGCUCGUAGAUCCACGCGGGCCGCAAACGCGAUGGAAAGGAGCUCCGCCGCUCUGAAGGAAAAACAUGUGGGAAAAGCUCGUCGGCUAGCACAAGGCCACUCCCGAAUGCCUUCCAGGGCUUACGGGUGAGCGACGUCAAAGUUUUGCUGCGAUUGCGCGGGCAUUCGUGCGCAAGUUGUCGGCGUAAGGUCGCGC
This is a messenger RNA of Prorocentrum cordatum, 5127 nucleotides long. NCBI's taxonomy places the organism in Eukaryota, Dinophyceae, Prorocentrales, Prorocentraceae. The record is from the annotation of a GenBank genome assembly.